AUGGGAAUCGCGACGAGCCGUGGAAUCAUUCGUGACUUUGCUGGACCCUACUUCGUUAGUGAGGAUAACAUGGGCUUCGGUUGGCCAACACGUUACUGGCUCUUAGACGUGUUGAAGGUGCCCGGUAAGGCUGAAGCCUAUGAUGCCGCCAUAGACGAAGCAUCCGAAGUUUACAAAGGACGAGUGCACAACUUGUUUUGCGAUAACUGCCAUUCGCAUGUUGCUCUUGCACUUAACACAAUGCGAUAUGAUGGUAAAACCAAUUGGAAUAUGAUCAAUCUGUGCUUCUACAUGUUGGUCAAAGGACGAUCUAUCAGUUGGUGCGGCUUCUUUAAGCAAUGGCUUCCAACGAUCAUUUUCGCGGGUCUACUCUUGGCUUUUUUUCAGUUGUCA
Mesorhabditis belari is the source of this 393-nucleotide messenger RNA. The record is from the annotation of a GenBank genome assembly. Lineage: Eukaryota; Metazoa; Nematoda; Chromadorea; Rhabditida; Rhabditidae.